AUACAUCUGCUAACUUCACGUGCUCUCCUUUCAUCUUUAUCUUUUUUGUUGCCCUCUUUCCUUGCAAAUUCCAUCCAAUCCACACCCUUUUCUUCAGUCUUUGGUCGUUAGGGAAUACUCAUCCAAAUAGUAGUUUUUUCGUUGAUGACAGAAAAUUCUCCAAAAGUCAAAGGUUGCAACAUAUACUAUACAAAUGGAUAACAACAACAAAAGGCAAGCUGGGGGCUCUUCCACAUCAAUCAUGAAUUUCGAUCAUCUUUUUGGUCCCAAGGACUCUUCUUCUACUCCAUCUUCCUCCACCGGUCUCUUUAGCUCCAUUUUUCCACCUCCAUCAUCGGUUGGAGGGAGAGAAUCAAGAAGGCAAGAUGUGGGAAGCAAAAAUUUUGGAGCACCAGGAACUCACAACAAUAAAGGUGAAAGCAGCAGUCGCAUCUGUAACAAGAAUGCUAGUACCAAUUAUCAAAAUGAGACAGUGGAGCCCAGCUACUAUAGCUCUUCUAUCUACUAUGGUGGUCAAGAAAAUUAUUCCCCGAGAAGCAGGACCACUGAACCCCACCAUGUUUUCAAGAAAGAUAAGGAUGAUGAUGAUCCCAACGGUAACGAUUCAAACAGCGCUGCAAGAGGGAACUGGUGGCAAGGUAGGAGGAGCAGGACAUUGUUGGUGACCAGUAGCUAGAGGAAUUAAAAUGUCAUCUUAGAAUAUAUUACAAGUGAAACACGUACAAAUACAAUUUACUCACUUUUAGUGCACCUCUAUUAUUUUUUUAUUUUUGCAGGUUCCCUUUAUUAUUAACAUCACACUAUGCCCUUGACACGGUAUAAAAAACUCAGCUUCCUGCACACCAGGUAUCUAUUCCUCUCUUCAUCUUAGGCUUUGCCUAGAUAAAUAUAUAGGAUUCAAUAUACUAACAUGAAUAAUUAAUUUUUGGCUCAUUCAUAAAAGAAAUUCAAAACUGAUAGAGAGCAGGAGUAAAAUUGGAAAUAUCAAAACAAUAUAUUGAAAGAAAAUUAAUAUAAAAAUGAAUAAAAUUUAUUUCUUAAUUAAAAACAAAUUAUACUCUUCAAGUUUUAAAAAUAUGGAAAGGGGAAUAUUUGUGCUAUAAGUUUUGGUAGACCUCUUUAUUUAAUAUGGUCACAAGUUUAACUGUAGUUUUUUGUUUUUUAUUUUUAUUUUAGAUAGUAUAUGUUCAAUCUAAUACGGGGAAGAGAAGAGUAAUGGAACUUAAACUUGAAGGACUCACUAUUUUAAAAUGUCUCAUUCAAUUUUAGACUGAAGUCCCCUUGCUUGUAUAACCUUUGAUUUGCUGGUAGUCCAUUGAUGUAUAACUUAAUAUAAGUCUCACAUUUAUUAGCUAACAUGUCAAAAGAUAUAUAUGCUAGAGGGUUUUAUUCUAAAUUUGUUUAAAGCAUUUCAGAUGAAGAUAUCUCUUAAACUUGUACUCCAAACACUCUCUCCUCACUCAUGCAUGGAUCAAGCUUGGGCUACCUGUAAAUCUCCAGUUUUGAAUUUAGAUCAUUUUCCGUUGUCAAAUAUACUCAGUCAUAAUUUCUGUUAAAAAUAAUUGUAAAAUAUUAUAAAUUUUAAUAACCAUUGCAUAUAAAAUUGACGGCUAUUGAUAUCUGCUGCAGAGGCAGCAAGCACGGCUACAAAGAAUCCGGAUCCGCCAGCGUUUGGGAGUCCAAGUUUCUUUAACAAGACCUUCUAAAGAAAAUAAAACAGUAUAAGUGAAUUUUAACUAAUAAAAAAAUUUGAUUCAUUUUCGUUCUUAUGUAUAAACAUUUGUUAAGAAAAUUAUCUAACCUGAACUUAUAUUUAUAUUAUCCUCAUGUCGCACUUACAGCUUAACUUUUUCUUAUUUUCUUAGCAUGCGAGGCAAAAUAUAGUAACUUAAUUAAACCUAAUACCAAUACAUUAUCCUAGAACAACAUAGUAAUAGCUUAUAAUCUGUGUUUCGAGUGAUUCAUGAGCAAUUAACGUAACUGAGUCCACUGUUGCAGGAUGAAGAUCGACCAUGGACGCUGUAGUGUACCCUAAUUAACUAUACGGAAAUAAGUGAUGGUAGAGUAUAUAUAUCGAACCAGUUCAGUAGUCUUUUGACAACUAUCGGGUCCUUUUUCAGUCCCGAAUAUAUGGUAUAAGCACUCCACGGCAGUAGCUUGGGGCCAAAACUACUACCUGCUUAUUCUGUAUUUUAUUUUAUAUUUUCAUAUGAAAUAAUAAAAGGAGUUUUGUUUUAUGAUAAUGUGUGAUCCUUUUCUCUGUUUUUUGGGUGUUCAUCCCUCUUGCUAUGGCUUACUGCUGUGUAUUACUGCUUUCUUUUAACUCUGCUGCGCACACAUUAUUACUAUCUCAUGUCGUUUAUCAGUAUAAUUAAAAUACUUUUUAUAAGGUUUGAAUUAUUAAAUCCAAUUCAUUUUUAACAUGGGAAUCAAAGCCUGUCAUUUCACCUCUGAAUCUAUUCAUCAUUCUCAAAUCAUAUAUAAUUUAUUAUUUUAUCAAAGUGAGCAUAUAUCCAUUAUUUUAUCCUAGGUUUGAAAUUUAAUUUCCCGGAUUUCAUCUAAUCUUGCUCAAUUAUAUAAUCCAAGUUAUUGACUGUAGAUUGACCAUGCAUACAAUGCGACACAAACUUUAUGAAAGUUAUAAUUCACAUUAUCCAUUAGUUCAAACCAUUUAUGUUGACUUGUCCGUAGUCACAUUACUCCCCAGUCCCAGUCUUCAUCUUUCAAGAGUAAUUAGGCCCCCACACAAUGGCGAAAUGGUUAAGAGUUUGAUUAAGAGUAUUUAAAACGUAUUAUCACAAACCUUCCACACUUGUAAAUUAUUCACAUCUCAGUUGACACAUUUUCAAAAACUGAAAAUUAAAAUGAAAAAAAGGUAAAAGCGCCGUUGCCGGGGAUCGAACCCGGGUCGUCCGCGUGACAGGCGGAAAUACUUACCACUAUACUACAACGACUGCUGUGAAAGGUUAAUAAAUUAUUAUCUAACUGAACAAUGUUAUGAUAAAUAAUAUUUUUUUAACAUUUGAAUUGAACUUAUUUUAAUUUAUUUUUAAAAUGUAUACUUUUGUGAAGAAUUAAUAUAUAUUUUAUUUUCAUUCACUUUAGCAUAAAUGA
Molecule: messenger RNA, 3114 nt
Organism: Abrus precatorius (Indian licorice)
Lineage: Eukaryota; Viridiplantae; Streptophyta; Magnoliopsida; Fabales; Fabaceae
Exons: 4
Coding region: 194-676 (160 amino acids)
Source: RefSeq, a predicted model, not a curated record